Messenger RNA from Papilio xuthus (Asian swallowtail), 1726 nucleotides. Its product is annotated as facilitated trehalose transporter Tret1-like. NCBI's taxonomy places the organism in Eukaryota, Metazoa, Arthropoda, Insecta, Lepidoptera, Papilionidae. The transcript has 9 exons. Gene Ontology annotation, biological process: transmembrane transport. The record is from RefSeq and is a predicted model, not a curated record. Gene Ontology annotation, molecular function: transmembrane transporter activity. Bases 214 to 1689 code for a protein of 491 amino acids. Gene Ontology annotation, cellular component: membrane.
ACAAGACGAGUUGAACGACGCACGACGCACGUCAGUGUGGACGCGCCCUAAUGUAUAGACACACUCGAAUAAACAAAAGCAUAUCGUGGGGAAAUAAAUGAUUCAGUGCGCGAAAGAUACUCAGGCAGUAUUGACUAGAUUUAAGAUUUUUUUUAAAUUAAGAAUAUGGUAUUUUAAAGUGUUUGGUCUAUAUAUAUUAGUGAAUCAAGUGAAAUGAAGAAGUUCCAUACAUUAUUACCUGAAGGAAGUAAAUUUAAUCAGAUUUUAUGUGCAAUUUUAAUAAAUUUCCCUGUGUUCGUGUACGGGGCGAGCAUCGGCUGGAUGUCACCGAUGACGUUACUCCUGCAGUCCAAAGACUCACCCAAAGGCGUGCCUCUUACUGAAUCAGAAGUAUCAUGGAUGGCCGCUGCUGCGUAUUUAGUUUGCAUUCCGGCAGAUGUGCUGCUCGCGUACGCUGGAGAUAAAUUAGGAAGAAAAUUAUUAAUAUUAUUUAUAUCAGGAGUCAGCGCUGCAAGUUGGAUUCUUUUGCUGGUGUCUAUAGAAACAUGGGCUCUGGUUCUAUCAAGGGCGUUAGUUGGCAUUACGAUGGCUGGAUCAUACGUAACUUGUCCGAUUUAUACGAAGGAGAUUAGUGAGAACCAUAUAAGAGGAACAUUAGGCUGCUUAGUAAUAUUAUUCCACACGACCGGCAAUCUGUUUCUUUACGUGAUCGGGGAUAUACUGAGCUACCGAACCAUCCUGUGGGUCUGUCUCGCGUUACCCGCUUUUCACAUCGUCCUCUUCAUGGUGAUGCCGGAGUCACCUUCUUAUUUGGUCAAGAAAGGUAAUGAUGAGGAAGCAGUGAGAGUUCUCGCUUGGUUGCGAUGCAGAAGAGUAGACGAUGUCAAAAUACAAGAAGAAUUAGAUGUUAUUAAGAUAGAACAGAAGAAUGAUGAAGAAAGCAGCAAGUUUUUACUAAAAGCUAUAUUCAAAGACAAGAUAUUAUUCCGGGCCUUCCGUAUAGCUUUGGUUGCGACCUUAGCUAGGGAGGUGUGUGGCGCCAUCCCAGUGUUAAACUUUGCCGGAGAGAUAUUUACGUGGGCGUCUGAGGGGAAGGCGCUGAUCCUAACACCUAAUCAACAGGCUAUGCUGCUAGGCCUAGUCCAAGUGCUAGGCUCUGCACUGGCAUCCAGCAUUGUCGACAGAAUUGGAAGAAGGACACUUCUGACAUCGACAGCUUUGAUAUCAGGCUUAAGUAUGUGCUCUUUGGCUUCGUGGUUCGUGGCGAAACACUACGGCGCCUACACACCAGCCUGGCUGCCUAUCGUAACUCUUUGUCUAUGCAUCUUCUGUGACUCAGCCGGUUUGCAGCCGGUUUCAGUGGUUCUUACGGGAGAAAUAUUUUCAUUUAAGUACCGAGCAUCAGUAAUGGGUAUGACGAUGGGUCUAGCAUCUUUUGCUGACUUCAUCCAGAUGUUAUUCUUCAAGCCACUUGCCAACUCCAUUGGUAUCCACGUCGCCUUUUACUUCUUCGGUGGUAUAUGCCUUGUGACAGCGUUGUACGUGACCCUCGCUGUACCGGAGACUAAGAACAGGUCCCUGACCGAAAUCUACGAAGAUCUGAGACCAAAGUCAGAUAAAGAUUCGAUCAAAAGUAAAUAUGAUGAAGAUAAAUAUGUGGGUAGUUUUAGAAGUAUAAAUAUUACUUGAAAUGCCAAAAGUGAUUUUUAUAGUUAUUUAAUUUUGU